ACUAGUCACUACCGCGCGCUCCUCACUCACCCAGCGGACUCCCGUGUAGACGCUUCUCCUCCCAAAGUCUACCUCCAUCCUGCCUUUUGCCCCUGACUGCCUGACCCCUGUCGCCCGUAAUCACACAGGGAGGCCGCCAGGAUGACUCGAGCGCUUCUGGUGGCGCUGGUUCUGGCGGCGGCGACUUGCGGAGUAUAUGCCACCAUUGGGGUGGACCGCUCGCCGCGCGUGGUCUGUUACUUCUCCAACUGGGCGAUAUAUCGACCGGGCAAGGGCAGCUACACCAUCAAUGACAUCCCCAUCAGCAUGUGCACCCAUAUUAUUUACUCCUUUAUCGGAGUGUCGAACUCGACAUGGGAGGUGUUGGUGCUGGACCCUGAGAUUGACGUCCAGCAGGGUGGGUUCCAAAACUUUACUAACCUGGCGAAGGGAACUCCCGGCCUUCACUCCAUGUUGGCCAUCGGCGGCUGGGGUGAGGGAGGCAAGAAGUACUCACAGAUGGCCAGCGUGCCUUCAAGGAGGGCUUCUCUCAUCGCCAGUGUUGUGGACUACAUGAAUCGAUACGGGUUCGAUGGCUUCGACCUCGACUGGGAGUACCCUGGGGCAGCAGACAGAGGAGGAACAUUCAAAGACAAAGAUAAUUUCCUGGACUUCGUGAAGGAGCUACGCGCGGCCUUUGAUGUAGUGGGCAAAGGGUGGGAGAUCUCCAUGGCAGUGCCGGUAGCUAAGUUCCGCUUGCAGGAGGGCUACCACGUUCAGGAGCUGUGUUACUAUAUAGAUGCCAUCCACGCCAUGACCUACGACCUACGCGGGAACUGGGCAGGAUUCGCGGAUGUUCACUCACCUCUUCGGAAGCGACCAUUCGACCAGUAUGCAUACGAAACGCUCAACGUGGAAGAUGGCUUGCAGCUGUGGGUCAACAUGGGCUGCCCAAAAGAUAAGCUAGUCGUCGGUGUCCCUUUCUACGGGAGGACGUACACAUUGGGAAGCCCCGACACCAAUGGCCUUCGGGCACCAGUCAAAAAAUGGGAGGGUGGAGGUCUGCCUGGCCCGUACACCGGCGCAAAGGGGUUUCUCGCUUACUAUGAGAUUUGUGAAAUGAUGCAGAACGACACGGCCUGGGUCCGGCAGUAUGACCAGAUUGGGGAGUGUCCUUACACGCACAAAGGCAACCAAUGGGUGGGCUAUGAGGACCCGGGCAGCCUCCAGGUCAAGAUGAACUUCAUCAAGGCCAAUGGCUACGGCGGCGCCAUGACUUGGGCCAUCGACAUGGAUGACUUUCAUGGAACGUGCGGCACCGUCAACCCAUUGAUCACUGUGCUUCAUAAUGGCAUGCAGAGCUACACGGUGCCCAUACCCCCACCCACCACUACCACCCCUAGAGUAACGUGGUGGAAGCCGUGGAACCCUUCGAGCACAACUCCUACUUCCAUCGUCACUCAGGCACCCCCUGCAAGCCAAACUACAAUACCCACUGGACCUCCUGCUGGACCUCCUACUGCUCCUUCGGGGCAAACCGAUGCACCACCAGUCAAACCUCCAGGAGGACAAAUUCAUGACGCUCCGCCGGAGUUCACAGACUGCAGCCUCGGUGACGGAUUUUUCCCCCAUCAACAGUGCUCCAAGUACAUCUUGUGCGUCCAUGGAAAGCCUCAAAUUUUCUCGUGCGGUGCGGGAACAGUAUGGGAUCCUGUUAAGAAAAACUGCAACUGGGCAAUCCAGGUGCCGCGAUGUGCUGCUGGGUAGCCGCCUCGCAGGGUGUGGUAAGCAAGAGGUGUGAAUAGAGCUGUAAUAUUCCCGGGAAUUUUGAAGUGUGAAAUUUUCCAUGGGAAUUUUGGGAAUUUUCGGGAACUUUGUGAAUUAGAAAAUACAAGUUUGCCUAUGACGCAUUUAACCUUUUUUUAAGCUAAGGUUAUUGUUGCCUCUUGAAACUUCAGUUUUAGGGAGCUGUUGGUGUGUAGCCUUUAGCCCGUUGGUGGCGCAGACAGGAUUUUUUAAGUGACGCCUACUGAGUCUCAUGUGGCUUGUGAGACACACUAAGCCCCCUAUUGACCCUGAGCAAACGUAAUCAGGAUAGGACUGGCACUGAUAACUGGAGUCAUUGGACACGUUCAGUACAGAUGAUUAAUGUACUGUUUGUACAGUACUGUGUUCCCUAAGGUUCAAGACUCUCCACACUUUCAUGAGGAUUAUAUUGGUUGUUUAAUUACAGUAUUAUCCAAUACCUGCUUGUCACACACACACACACCAUACUUCCGUCAACCCCAUACACUCCACUCUUGGCUUUUAUCUCCCAGCUGUUGUGUUCGGUCAAACCACAGCUCUCUCGAAUGUGUGUGUGUGUGUGUGUGUGUGUGUGUGUGUGUGUGUGUGAGAGAGAGAGAGAGAGAGAGAGAGAGAGAGAGAGAGAGAGAGAGAGAGAGAGAGAGAGAGAGAGAGAGAGAGAGAGAGAGAGAGAGAGAGAGAGAGAGAGAGAGAGAGAAGGAAGGUGGACACUGAUAGAUAAGUAAAAUGUACGUAAUGAAGUAAUUAUAUGACUACAGCAUACGUAGGAAAUAAGUAUGUCGGUUAACUCUACCCAUAAUUGUACAACUCCAAGCAAGCUUACAAUAACAUAAAUGUGAAAGUAUAAAAAUACUUUUUUUUUAUUAUUGCUUGAUUUUUUUAAUUAAAAGUUAUAUUAGCCAAAAUUGGUUUAUUUACUAAUACAAAUACACGUGUGAAAUAUGUGAAAAUUCCCGGAAGUUCCCCAAAUUCCUGGGCCAUGAAAAUUCCCGGAAACUUUCCCUGAAAAAUUUUCAUUUUUCCGGGAGACUUUCCUACCCUUUGCAACCCUAGGUGUAUGUGACCUCUCCUGCCAGAAAGAUCUUCCCUUAAUUUACGUCAGGUUUCAGUGUAGAAGUCUUAGAACAGUUGUUAAAUUCACUCUUCUAUCAACAACUUGUCACUAUGAGGGUUAAGUAUUUAUAUGAAUUGAAUUCAACUUCUAAUGAAAUAUGGUGAGCUGUUAUACUUUUGGCUUGCAUCCUAAAAUAUUUGUUGAGUAUCUACCUGUGAAAAUCGGCUCUCCGGCCGUCUCUACCAAACGUUUAAAUGUUGCUGUUUCUUCCUUAAAAAUAAAGUUGUAAAAAGACAA
Molecule: messenger RNA, 3136 nt
Organism: Eriocheir sinensis (Chinese mitten crab)
Lineage: Eukaryota; Metazoa; Arthropoda; Malacostraca; Decapoda; Varunidae
Product: endochitinase-like
Exons: 10
Coding region: 142-1746 (534 amino acids)
Biological process (GO): chitin catabolic process; carbohydrate metabolic process
Cellular component (GO): extracellular region
Molecular function (GO): chitin binding; chitinase activity
Source: RefSeq, a predicted model, not a curated record